Molecule: messenger RNA, 2568 nt
Organism: Exophiala bonariae
Lineage: Eukaryota; Fungi; Ascomycota; Eurotiomycetes; Chaetothyriales; Herpotrichiellaceae
Exons: 3
Coding region: 1-2568 (855 amino acids)
Source: RefSeq, a predicted model, not a curated record
AUGGCCGAAGCCACGACUGAGCUCAACGUCUUCACAGCCGCGAGCCUAUGCUCUCAAGCUUUCCUUGACUACUCGAAUGCUUCAGGUUCGACCAAAAAAGAUGAGGUCGACAUUCUGCGGAGUCGGUUUAACUUGUGGGCCGCUUAUACUGGAGUUUUCGCCUCUGUCGGAGCAUCUUUAGACGACCGAUUGGAAUUUCAGGACGACGUAAAGCAGAUGGUGACUAAGCUACUAUCCAUGGUCCACAGAAACAUCCAACGUGAAGUUCUAAAUCACAAGGAUUGUGACGAACUAACAACGAACGGAGCCACUGCCGCCAGUCAACCGGAGAUGAUUCCAGCAGCGGGGUUGUUCUGUGGUCUUGAUGCUGUCUCAGCUGCUCUUGAUCGUCUACAUAGACUUGCAACUGCUAUCCGACGCUCAUCACUGGAAAGCCAGAAGGACAAACUUCAUAACAAUACUCAGGCGUCUGAAAUUGAUGCUCAGCUUCAAGUAAGCCUUUUUCGCCUGGCUCGAGACCGUUUUCCUGCUGCACGAACCAGCCUGUUGAAGCAGGUGGCAACCGUCUUGUGCUUCUACCGAAAACGCCUGAUUUAUCUUCCCCGACACAACAAAAAGUUAGCUGACAGGCAGCGACUCAUAAGACGACCACUGGCUUACCAGGGUGAACCACUCUCACGUCUGGUUCAUCGCGCGUAUUCACCAAAAAUUCAGCCGUCCCCCACUAUAGCUACAGAACUCGCUGUUACUGCCACAUUAUCCCGGACUGAUGCCUCGAUUCCCAACUCUCAACAGCUACGCCGUAGACUCGUUAAAGCUACAAAGACAGUGACUUCUACACCAAGCGUUUGGUCAGUCAGUCUUGGUGAAACAGUCUACCAUCCAGAUCUGCCAUUGUUUCCCAAAAAUGCAAAAUUUCACCCAUGCCCAUAUUGCGCGGAGCCUUUGCCGACGUUGAAGCUGGGCUCUGGAGGAGGGCUGGGCCGCAGGUUCUGGAGAGAACAUAUCAACCGGGAUCUUGAACCAUAUUUCUGUAUCUCAGAAGACUGCAGAGAGCUACCGAGAUUGUUCAGCCGUGUUGAGGAGUGGCUGGAGCAUAUGAACACUUCUCAUACCCCCGAAUGGAGUCAACAUAUCCACACGACCAUGUGGGUCUGCCAAAUGUGUCGUGAGAAGCGAGAACCUAUAGAAGAGAAAGGAGACUUUGAGCUGCACAUUCGAGACUGCCAUGGAAAUCUAACGAACACGCAGACAAUUGCACGAACGAAGCGGAGCAAAACUAGGGUUAUUCGAGAUCAAUUUGUCUGUCCCCUCUGCGAGACAGUCCCCGCGCAGCUGUCCUCCAUCGACACCCAUCAGAAUAAUGGACAGUCCCGUGCAAUACUUGCAAAGCAUAUCGCUUCUCACAUCAAAGCAUUGUCCCACACGUGUUUCCGACUCCUGCCCUCUGAGAACGAAAGUAGUGACAACCCUGAAAAUCCGUCAGACUGUGGCAACGGCGACUCAACGAACACAGAGACACGACGGCCCCUGACAGCAAAAGAUGGGACGAUCUUGAGUGAAGUCAGGGAGUCGGCUGGAUCUCCAGGUACUAUGUCUGGACUGGUAGAUGAAGUUAUGGUAUCAAGUCAAGAGAUACACGAGAUGUCUGAGGGGGAAUCCUGGGAUUUUAUACCCGGGUUUCAACAUCUGCUCGGUAGAGCUACUGGGAAUUUCCCUAAGGAUCAAUCGCCCGCGCUUAGUGAGAUAGCGAUGGCAGCUGACCGGAGUAGUGAAGGUGGGAACUCAGCUGUACCGAGUGUCUAUAAUACAGACAUAUCGAAAGAACUCCGUCAAAGUGGUGGUGCUUCAUUGACGGCAACACUCACCGCCGAUGUGCCAAUGGUCGAGGAUGAAUUUAUGAAGGAUUUCUCAUGCUGUGGAACCACGUUACCUACUCUUCAUGACUUGAUGAUGCACUACGAGGAAGUGCACUUUCAACCAUCAGGCGCCGAGAAGAUAAUGCAACAGAGUUCCGAACUUCUCAGGCAGAAAUCAGUGGCCGCCGAAGUCCACACACUACAUCAAGAUCAUCUUCGUCCUGAUGCUUCAACUUCUGACCCUCGCGAGAAAUCUCCAUUUAGGCAAAAUUCACCAUUUAUUCUGUCGCCUCGAGAGCGUCGACCACCUCCCAGGUUCACCCGGUCCAUUUCUCCCAGUGAGCUGAUGCUCGACGGGCAUGACAAUUCUGAAGUAAAGGCUCUACCCUUCCUUGCUCCAUCUCAUUUUGAUUACACGCUCGCCCCUCCCCGCCCUUCAUCAAACCUGUCAACACACAAGACGAUGAACCAAUCGACACAAGUACCUCAGCAGUAUCCUUUUGUGAGUGACAUCUCAAUGCGCAUGCCUUUGAGUUCUACAGCUGCUCCGAUACAGGAACAUGCCGAAUGGAAGCCACAAGGUCGGACCCCCUUGUUGUUUGGCAGUGAUGCGCAUUUCCAGCCUUCUGGUUACAAGGAUAACUUCAAACCUCACAAGUCCACUGAGACGUCACUCCAGUGGUUAGAGAGUUCCGAAGAGAGUGAGUGA